Owenia fusiformis is the source of this 397-nucleotide messenger RNA. NCBI's taxonomy places the organism in Eukaryota, Metazoa, Annelida, Polychaeta, Sabellida, Oweniidae. The record is from the annotation of a GenBank genome assembly.
AAAAAUGGCUGAGAGAUUGCUGGAGAAAGCCAAGAGGUUGAGAUACCAGGAUGGACGUGCAAUGUUUUCUGGUAUGUGGCAUCCUGAUAUGUUCACUGACAAACUAAGAAACCUGGAAAUCUACAAAGAUGAUGUCUACUUCUCUGGGUACAUGAGAUCAGGAACCUUUAUUGGUCUAGAAAUGGUACAGUUAGUGCUUAACAAUGCAGAUAUAGAGUACAUGUACAAAACAUCUGUGCAUGACCGACAGAGCCAUCUUUUAUUAAGCAGAGAUGUUUUUGUUCCUGGCAAACUUGGGCCAUAUGAUCAUGGAGAGAGUCCAAUACCUUGGUUGACCAAUAGGAAGCCACCUAGAAUCUUCAAAACACAUGGUCUCUACGAAUAUGCUCCUUAUGGU